Messenger RNA from Dovyalis caffra, 585 nucleotides. Lineage: Eukaryota; Viridiplantae; Streptophyta; Magnoliopsida; Malpighiales; Salicaceae. The record is from the annotation of a GenBank genome assembly.
AUGUUGUCCCCAAUUUCUGCCAUUUUCCCAUCGGUUGAACCGAUGCCCGGAAACCCAUUUCAGUCCUUUGAGAAUGGCUUCACGCCUUGGGACUGUUUUGACCCCGUUCCAAGUGUACCUCAAUCACCAAAACCUGUUGGUUCGUGUUCCGGUUCGGAUGAAUCCAACCGGUUGAACCAAAAUCCAGACAAUUCGAACACAAACUCCGGCUCUGAUGAUCCAAACCCUCCAGUUUCGGUCAUAGAUGAAAGGAAACGUAGGCGGAUGAUAUCAAACCGGGAGUCGGCAAGGCGGUCACGGAUGCGAAAACAGAAGCACACAGAAAACCUAAGGAACCAGCUGAACCGGCUUAGGAGUGAGAAUCGGGAACUGACGAACCGGUUGCGCUUUGUUUUGUACCAUGUCCAUAGUAUACGGAUGGACAACGACCGGCUUCGGUCUGAAUCUAGUAUUCUCCGAAAAAAGCUGUCGGACAUACGCCAAAUUUUGAUGAUCCGGCAACUCCAACAAUUCACGUCCGCAUGGCCAUGCAAUAAUAUUAUUACUGCCACCGAACAAAUAGCUCCAUCAUUAAUCACUUCAUAA